AUGGUCCGCCGGAAACGCCCCUAUGUUCCCAAGGUCAAAGGAUGCUACGAGUGCUCCCAAAGGCGCAUCAACUGUGAUCAGACGCGCCCAGGCUGCCUGAAAUGUGCCUCCCGCGGCAUCGACUGCAGCGGGUUUGGUGUGAAGUUCAGGUUUCGGGAAGGCCUGUCCCGCGGGGUGAAAACCGUCAAGUGGCAGAUGGAGCAGGCCAAAAGUCCUCGGAUGCAUGAUAUGCCACCAUCAAAUUUCGUCCCUCAAGCGAGUUCGCCAACGUGCGGCGCUUCGACAUGCAGCGAGGGCUCUCCCACCAACGGCGAGGAGUUUGUCGCAGAAGUGGGAAGCACAGCUUCCGUUGCCCUAGAAGACUCAAUAUUUGACUUUGACCUACCAUGUGGGCUCUUUGACGAUAUUGCUGGGGCUGUGGUCCCGCCAACACAUGAGGGCGUGGCUGAAGCCGGCUCGGAAGAGCUCGGAGACCAAAGCUUGCAGCUGUGGUCUUCUAUCGACAAAACAUCAUCAUGGAAAGACUUCUUGCUUAAUUACUUUUCUAUAAAAAUUGCUCCCGAGAUGGUCGUCAUUGAUGAUAACCACAACGGCUGGCGCCACGCAAUUCUACCAAUGGCCCAGUCUAACGAGAUAGUCAUGAACGCGGUCAUGGCGGCUGCUGCGUAUCACUUGGCUGGGUCUAUUGGAAUCGAGACCGUCUCCCAGGCGAUGAUUGAUCCCAGCCUGCUCUACGAAUCCGCCAUUCAGGGUCUCCAACAACGACAGCAAUUAACAAACCAAGACUUCGAGACGCAGCAAGCAGUCAUCCUAUCCAUUGUCGUUCUCCUAACUGCAGUCAUGGUAAACGGCUGCACAGACUUCCCCAUUAUGUUCCAAAUGCUAGUGUCGGCCCUUGAUGCCAUCGGAGGAGAAGCCACCUUCGCAGAGCUGGGCGGCGAGGUGGCUGAGUUUUCCAUCCGACAGAUCCGCAACAAGUCGUUAACGGGAGCGCAUAGGAUGCGGGUUUACGCCGCACCAUUACUGAGUCCGGAUACGGGACUACUCGAGAUCCUUUGCCGAGCGGAAGAGAGCUUCGACUGUCUAGAGUACUACAAGCGCCUCUAUCCUCAGCACGCAGAUGUUUUUGGCGUAAUUGAGAGCAUCCGACAGCAAGCUUAUAACAUAUAUCUCGACCGGGCCCUGAAGUCAUGCAACUCGCUGGAAGUCAACCCUGACAAGGAUGCUACUGAAGUAGAGAUUCCCGUUCAAGUUGACGAUGACGACGAGCCCUUGAUCGAAUAUUUCACUCAAACACUGGAGGCUUUUCCCAAAGAUGCACCGGGCGAGCACUGCUUUGUUUGGCCUUGCUACAUUGUCGGAUCUGCGAGCAGGAAUCCUCGUCAUCAAGCGAUUCUCGAAGGGUAUCUGGAGCGGCAGUAUUAUCGUAAUGGGUUCGCGAAUCUGCUUCGUGCGAAGGAGAUGCUGAGGUAUAUAUGGGAUCGCAGGGCCGAUCGUGAUGACUGGACGGCACUAUUGCCGGAGUCUCGUGUAUUUGUUAUGUAG
This is a messenger RNA of Clonostachys byssicola, 1545 nucleotides long. The record is from the annotation of a GenBank genome assembly. Lineage: Eukaryota; Fungi; Ascomycota; Sordariomycetes; Hypocreales; Bionectriaceae.